Schistocerca cancellata (South American locust) is the source of this 1675-nucleotide messenger RNA. Its product is annotated as WD repeat-containing protein 13-like. NCBI's taxonomy places the organism in Eukaryota, Metazoa, Arthropoda, Insecta, Orthoptera, Acrididae. Gene Ontology annotation, cellular component: nucleus. The transcript is spliced from 10 exons. The record is from RefSeq and is a predicted model, not a curated record. Bases 20 to 1420 code for a protein of 466 amino acids. Gene Ontology annotation, molecular function: protein binding; promoter-specific chromatin binding.
AUUCUACAACAUCAAAAUAAUGGCUGGCGUGUGGCAACAGCAGGUGUUUGCUUUGGAUGCGAAGUAUAAUGCUCAUCGAGCGCCUAAUCAUCCAAACUUUAGAACUUUGUACAUUCGCAGACGAAGCCAGCUUCUGAGAGAGUAUGCCAAAGGAGAGGAUACAGUGUUGCGAAAGCAGUAUAUCAAAAUAAGAAGCCAACUCCUGCAACAGAGGUAUGGCCUAUCAUUUGAUCAGAGCAGUCUCCGUAGCAGGAGUGCGAGGAGUAGCAGUCGGAUCAGUGAAUCUCCUGAGAGCUCAAGACUACAACAGGAAAGCAUUAUGAGUGAGCAAGGAAUAGUGGUACCUACAAAACAGGCAGAGGCAUCACGAGCUAUUGUGGGUGGCACAACAAUCGCUGAGAACUAUGCUUUUGUUGGAGUCCAUCAUAUAUUUGAUCAGCACACAGCUGCUGUCACAGUAUUGAAAUUUGCAAAUAAUGAUCGUUCUCAUUUAUGUUGUGCAUCUUUUGAUGGAACUGUUUCCAUAUGCAAUGUGACAGCAACUCCUCCAUGUGUUGAAGUUAUUUUGAGAGGCCAUAAGAAAGCUGUUACAGAUUGUGAUUGGUCUGUUUCAAAUGAUCUAAUGGUAAGCUGUUCACUGGAUGGGACACUGUGCUUGUGGCAUGUGGCAACACAGAAAUGUUUAAGAGUUGUUAAAGACCAGAUGGGUUCAGAAAUGCUUUCCUGCCUCUUUCAGCCAGCAAAUAAUAAUAUGGUUGUUGCUGGUAAUUCACGAGGUAUGAUGGAGGUACUGAAUGUAUCAACAGGCAUCUAUCCAAGAGGUGGUAGCAGCAAGCUAGGAGGCAAAGUCUUAGGAUUGGCAUUUGAUUCCAGUGGACAGAUGCUUUGGGCAGGAAAUGAUAAGGGUGUGAUAGUAUCUUUCUUGUUUGAACUGGCUACUGGUCGUUUGAGUAAAUGUCGUCGUAUUGUAGUAGCAGAGAAUUGCCCUAUAACUUGCAUUUCAUGGCGAGCAUGGAUCAGUCGGGAAGCGAGAGAUCCAACACUUCUUGUCAACUGUGCUGCAAAUGUUGUUUGCCUUUUCAGGGUUGUAGAUAAGGAAGGAAGUCUGCAGCUGAGGCGCAAGUUUUCUAUUAGGCACAAGAAUUACUUAGUGCGAUCCACUUUCUGCCCUAUCAUGUCCUUCCGGCAGGGAGCAUGUGUUGUUACUGGAAGUGAAGACUCCUGUGUGUACUUCUUUGACAUUGAACGCGAUGGGAAGGCUUGUGUCAACAAGUUGCAAGGACAUGCUUCUCCUGUACUGGGUGUUAGCUUCAACUAUGAUGAGUCCCUAUUAGCAACAAGUGAUUAUCAAGGUCUUGUUAUAAUAUGGGAGAGAGAAAAACGACCCGGAAGUGAGAAAUGUCGGGGAAAUCCUAGCUGAUAUAGCUCACUAUUUAACAAAUAAUUUAUGAAAUGAAAUAUUUUAUUUACAGCAUCUAUAUUCAGAUUCUGCAGUGUCGUAUCAUUUUUUUUGUUGUGUAUUGUUACUGCUUUAUUUACUAAUUUAUUUGGAAAAAAUGUUGAUUGUUACUAUUUAUUACGAGAAUCCUAGCGGAGUUUUUGAUGUUAAUGUUCUUAAGAACUUUGGUGGCCACACUGUAAUUACAUGCUUGUUACAUGAGGACAAUAAAACACA